UAAACGCAACAGCCGCUAACGCUCAGCUGCUCGGCUACAAUUUACAAAGAGUACUUUGUUGUUGUUCAUAUUUCACACAAGUCAGGUGACUUGAGAAAAAAUAUUAAAAUAAUUAAGAAAUAAACAUGGGCACCGGCAAGAAGAACUAUGUAGCACCCGAGUGGUUGACUGUGGAAUUUCUACAGGAUGUUCUAAAGGAACACUUCAAGGAGGAGCAGCUGACAGUAAGUGAUUUGCUGGUUAAGAGCGCCAAUGUGGGCGAUGUAGUCGUUGGAUUUGCCAGUGAAAUGCAUCGGGCGUGCUUCAAUCUCACCCGUGGCACAGUGAAGAGUAAGUUCUCGGUGUUUGUCAAGGACCAUCCCAAGGGACAGACGGGUGCCAUUGCACUGCGUAGUAAGCUGUUCAAGCGUGAAAUUUUAGCCUACAAAGAGGUGUUGCCCCGUGUGCAAGCGCUGCUCGAGUCCAUUGGCGAUAAGACCCAAAUUGCGCCCACGUGCUAUUACACGACGGAGAGUCCGGAACCGUUCCUCAUAUUGGAGGACAUGCAACUGAGUGGCUUCGAGAACUUUGAACGGGGGCGUCUGCUCAAUUUGGACUACGUGUUGCCCACCAUCGAAAAGUUGGCCAAGUUGCAUGCCUGCAGUGCUGUGAUUGCUCAACAGAACCCCGAAGUGCUGGAGUUCUUCAAUGAGGCACCAAUUUCACGCAAUCCCGAUCGACGUGACUUCCUCAGCUUCUUCCCCGUCAACAUUCGUUGCGUGGCCGAAGAAAUUGCCCACUGGAAGGGCUUUGAGGAAAUCACCGAAAAGAUGUUUAAGCUGGCCGAAAAUGUGCUCCAGAGUGCCGUCACCAUGUACGAGGAACAGCAGAAGGGCUUCAAGGUCUUUAACAUGGCAGACAUUUGGAUCAACAAUCUGAUGUUUCACAUUAACAACGAGACUAAGGAACCCGAUAAUGUUGUUGCUUUGGACUUCCAGUUGGCAUAUGUGGGUUCGCCAGCUGUCGAUCUCAACUAUUUCCUCUUUGGCUCCCUCAACGAAAAUGUGCGCAAGGUUCACUACAAGUAUAUUAUUCGAGAGUAUCAUCAAGUACUGCAGAAAACUCUUGAUAAGUUGAAGUACGAGGGACACAUUCCAACGCUUAAAGAGAUCCACAUCGAUGUGAUCAAUAACAGCCUAAUUAGUGUCAUUGGAGCCACAUGCCUUACGCCUCUUAUAUUCAGGGAAGAAGCUGGCUUCGACAAUCUUGAGGAUUUGAAUUCUCGCACCGAGAACGGCGAUCGUUUCCGACGUGAAAAUGUUGAGAAUCCCAAGUAUCGAGCAUUUUUACAACGAACCGUCAAGGAGUUUGAACUGUCUGGCUUUUUGGAUACGUAAAUGAUGAUUUAAAUCGUUGAGCAACAUUUGAACAAACGCGAGGGCUUCCAUACACAUAACAUACAAAUUAGUAUUACAGAUUAAAAAAUUUCGUAUAUGUUAUGUUCACCGCUGUAAAUGAGCAUUCUGUAAGUUAAAAGAUACCAAAUGCAUUAAACAUGAAUUUGUUGAAUCUAGAAAAUAUAUAUUAUACAUUGUCCAAUG
Molecule: messenger RNA, 1580 nt
Organism: Drosophila nasuta
Lineage: Eukaryota; Metazoa; Arthropoda; Insecta; Diptera; Drosophilidae
Exons: 3
Coding region: 126-1376 (416 amino acids)
Source: RefSeq, a predicted model, not a curated record